AUGUUUACAUCAACUGCACAGCUUCAAAAAAGAACAGGGCCUCACGGAAUUGGCCGCUUUAGCUACUUGCAGUCUCUUGUCACCGAAUUUCAAGAUACAAGUGAUAUAGGAAUUAAAAGAGAAGUAUUGGCUAAUCUUGCUAAUUUUGCCUAUGAUCCAAUUAACUAUGAUUAUUUUAGACAACUGAAUAUAUUAGACCUGUUAUUGGAUGCAAUAGAAGAAGAUGAUGUACAGUUAAAACGGUUUGCUAUUGGUGGUAUCUGUAACUGUUGUUUAGAUAAACAAAAUAAAACUCAUUUUCUGGAAAACAAUGUUAUUAACCUUGCUGUUAAAUGUCUUUCAAGUAAUGAUAUAGAAACUGUGCUGAAUUCCAUCACAACUUUAAUGUAUUUGGUGACUCCUCAAUCAAAGAAAGAUAUAACCAAGACACCUAUUGUUGAGUGUAUGUUACGAUUUUCUCAGUCCAAAGAUAAAAGGCUCUCAAAUCUGGCAAGUGUGUUUGUAGAGGAUUAUUGCACUCCAGAACAGAUCAGUGAAGCUGAGAAAUUGCAGGCACAGUUGAAUAAUCAAAAUGGUUGA
Messenger RNA from Lottia gigantea (owl limpet), 579 nucleotides. RefSeq lists its product as hypothetical. The transcript has 6 exons. Bases 1 to 579 code for a protein of 192 amino acids. Lineage: Eukaryota; Metazoa; Mollusca; Gastropoda; Lottiidae. The record is from RefSeq and is a predicted model, not a curated record.